This is a messenger RNA of Camelina sativa (false flax), 1070 nucleotides long. Lineage: Eukaryota; Viridiplantae; Streptophyta; Magnoliopsida; Brassicales; Brassicaceae. The record is from RefSeq and is a predicted model, not a curated record.
GAGCUAGUUCUCAGAGAUAACAAGCUCGAAAAAGUACCAGAGAUCAGCAUAUUCUCAAAGCUUUUGGUUUUUGAUAUAUCUUUCAAUGAGAUCACUUCGUUGGAAGGAUUAUCCAAGGCCACUACCUCACUGAAGGAACUCUAUGUGUCUAAAAAUGAAGUUAACAAGAUUAUGGAGAUUGAACACUUGCACAACUUGCAGAUUCUUGAAUUGGGGUCUAAUAGAUUGCGGGUAAUGGAAAAUUUGGAAAACUUCACAAUUUUAGAAGAACUAUGGCUUGGACGAAACCGUAUCAAAGUUGUCAACCUGUGUGGGCUCAGAUGCAUUAAAAAGAUUAGCUUGCAGAGCAAUAGAUUGACCUCUAUGAAAGGAUUCGAGGAUUGUGUUGCUCUUGAAGAGUUAUAUUUGAGUCAUAAUGGUAUCUCAAAAAUGGAAGGCUUGAGUGCAUUGGUCAACCUACGGGUAUUGGAUGUGUCGAACAACAAGCUUACAUCAGUUGAUGAUAUUCAGAACCUCACAAAGUUGGAAGAUUUAUGGCUUAAUGAUAACCAGAUAGAAUCACUUGAAGCAAUCACAGAAGCUGUUACAGGAUCUAAAGAGAAGCUUACCACUAUCUACCUCGAGAAUAACCCUUGUGCCAAGUCUUCGGAUUAUGUUGCUGUGGUCAGACAAAUCUUUCCAAAUGUGGAGCAAAUAGAUUCUAACUUGUUUGCUUAAAGAUGGAUAUUCCUCCUGUGCUCUUUUUUUUAUUGAAUGUCUGCUUCCUCACAGUUCAGACUUCAGAGCAUUGGCACCGAAUAUAGGAAAUCAGGUUAGACAGGGAUAUCUCGAAAAUACAUACAUAUCUCUGCUGUUUAUCAUAAAGAAGUGCAAAUGAGUUCUCUUCAUGGCUAUUUAUCAAAACGUUUUGAAAUUCUAGUGUUCUCUUGCAAGUGAACCAAUACUUUGUUUUUGGUCUGUAAUAGUAUGUUGACACUGUCUGUAAAAGGGAAUCCCGACUUUGAGGUUGUCUUUGUUUCCACCAACACUAACUUGAUACUGUUAUUUAUAUUUUUGACGUUGCCCCUGGA